This is a messenger RNA of Phytomonas sp. EM1, 1089 nucleotides long. The record is from the annotation of a GenBank genome assembly. Lineage: Eukaryota; Euglenozoa; Kinetoplastea; Trypanosomatida; Trypanosomatidae.
AUGCUACGUACCACCUGGAGCCGGUUGGGGAGCACCAUCAUUGAACCCCUCUCGGGCUCCAACGCGGCUUAUAUCAAAGGCAGCAGGUGCUUUGAUUUGGUCGUCCGUGAGGUUGAGGCAAUCAAAGCACACAUCCAAAGCCUUGUAGUGAAUAGGCAUAACGAAGUCUUAGAUUAUGCGGGUAAAUAUACGCUAGCGGGGGGCGGCAAGAUGAUGCGCCCUGCCCUGGUUGCCCUAAUGGCGCACGCCCUGGUGCCGCGUGAGGUUAGCAUGAGGUUUUCUGAAAGUGAGAUUGGGUGCCUAGAUGACAUCACACCGGGCACGAUCCUGCCUUUCUUGCGGAUGGCGGAGGUGACAGAGCUGAUUCACACAGCCUCGCUCGUGCACGAUGAUGUCGUUGAUAACAGCGAUAUCCGCCGCGGGCAGCCCGCCCUGCAUAAAGUGUACGACACCAAGCGUGCGGUGCUCGCCGGAGACUAUCUGCUUGCCCGUGCGUCUUUCUACAUAGCCACUCUGCAGGUGCCGCGGAUUGUGGUGCUCAUGACCACCGCCCUGGAGGAACUCACGACGGGGGAACUCAUGCAGAUGGAUGGGUGCUUUAGCAUUGAACGGUACGAGCAGAAGUCUUUCUGUAAAACAGCCUCUCUAAUCGCGAACUCCCUUGCCAGUACGGCCGUCCUCGCGGACCCAGGCAAUGAAGAGCUCGAGCUGCUCGCUUUCAGGUUCGGAAAGCAUCUUGGGAUUGCUUUCCAGAUUGUUGACGACUGUCUUGACAUUACAGGCAACGAAAAAGAGCUUGGUAAGCCAAAGCUGGCCGACCUAAAGGAGGGUAUCGCUACGAUGCCAGUGUUGUUGGCUGCGCAGAGGGAUCCAAACAUUGAUACCGCUGUGCGGCGACGCUUCACAGGUGAAGGCGACAUUGACUAUUGCCUUCAGGCUAUCAAAGAGAUGGGGGCGGUCGAUGAGGCGCUGCACAUGGCUAAUGAACACUGUCGACUGGGUGUUGUGGAGUUGGAAAAGCUUCACUCCUCGCCAGCGCGGGAUGCGUUGGAAGCCUCUCUCAAACUCGUCUCCGAGAGACGGUUUUAG